UAUAGAAGUCUUGGACCUGGUUGAAGACUUGGCUUGAUUUUAACCCAACCCUAGGUUGGGCCAAUAAGGGGGUUCGACUUAUAGAAGUCUCGGACCUGUUUCAAGGAUUGGCUUGAUUUUGGCUCAAACCCUUAGAUUAGGCUAAUAAAAGAGUCUGACUUUUAGAAGUCUCUGACCUGUUUCAAGACUUUGCUUGACUUCAGCCCCAACCCCUAAGUUGCGCCAAUAAGGGGGUCUGACUUAUAGAUGUCUCGGACCUUUUUCUAGGCUUGGCUUGAUUUUAGCCCCAACCACUAGGUUGGGCCAAUAAGAGGGUCCGACUUAUAGAUGUCUCAGAUGUGUUUCAAGACUUGGUUUUAUUUUGGCCCUAACCCCUAGAUUGGGCCUAUAAGAGGUCUGACUUAUAGAAGUCUCGGACCUGUUUCAAAAGUUAGCUUCAUUUUGGCCCAAAUCCCUAGGUUGGGCUAUUAAGGGGGUUUGACUUAUAGAAGUCUCAGACCUGUUUCAAGGCUUGGCUUGAUUUUGUCCCCAACCCCUAGGUUUGGCCAAUAAGGGGGUUCGACUUAUAGAAGUCUUGGACUUGUUUGGCUGCCAUUUUUCAUAAAGAAGUUGAACAAUAUUUCUCAGGAUGAACAACAUAUGUCAGAGCAUUUAUGGUAUUUUAAAUGCUUAAUUACCCAAUCAUUUUCAACACUUUUUCAAAAAAUCUUCUUAUGAGAAAAAAUCUUCAAGCAAAUUUCUAGAGAGAAACGCUCUGACAUUUAGAGAUUUUUCUAACAAUCCACAUUCAUACUUGGUGAAAGUUCAAACUGAGUAUGCCUUAAUUCUUGUUUAUGUCCUCAUUGUUCUUAAUUUUUGUUUAACCUUCAAUUAAUUAUGGUUGAUCUUCAAGGGAUUUCGUAAUUUUUCAUCUUUUUGAUCUUUAUUUACUCCUUAACAACUCCAACUGUUGUUUAAUUUAACACACCAAAUUGUGUAAUGGAGACGUCUAACAAAGAUGCUUUAUGAAAUUAAAUGACUCAACUUCAAAUAAUUAUAGAGACUGAUAUUAGUACCUCUAAAAGGAAAAGAGUAGAAUCAGACGAAUCGGAUGGUGACGGCCAUAGCUAUCAGGUGACUCCACACUAUGAAUCAAUUUCGAGUGAUGAUGAGUCACACACUUCACCCAUUUAUCCCUCGAAAAAACAAGUUCCUUUCCCUUGGGAAGUAUCUUUAGCAUUUGUUCCGGGAUACUCUGGAUUUGAUCCUAAACUUUUGGAGGUGGUAUAUGUACAUAAGAAGAUUUCGGACAACGAAUGUUCCUCGAGCUGAGAUAGUGCCGAAGAUCUUCCCCAUCCAUUUUACAUUCGUAAUGGAGGACCUUUAAAUUAUUUUAUCGAUAUCCCAACCAUGCAUCUACUAGAUAGUGAUCGACGAAGUAUGGCGAGGAGAUGGGGUUUAUUGGAUGGUUAUGAUGUCAUUAAACCUGGGUUGUAUGAUACGGUCAGGUAUCCUCCUCCUGGUUGUACAGCAGUUUACGAUCCGGCUUUUGACUUGAAUAUGAGGUUUCCUUUACACCCUUUCAUCCGAUAAAUUUUAAACAUAACGGUGACAGAGCUAUAUCCAAAUGCUUGGGGGUGUAUGAAUGCCUUCAUUUUGAUUAGUAAGGUUAUGGGGUUGAGAUCUAGUCUUAUAGCCUUUCGCCAUAUUUUUAGGGCGAGUUUGUAACUCCCAAAAUCACGGUGCUGGUUGGAUUACUUUUUCACACAAAAGAUCUUUUAAAAUUGUGGGGUAAUUACCAGACAGCCAAAAGGGUUUUCAGACAAAAUUUGCAUUCUUGUACCAUAGUCAAGGAUAUAAUUGCAAGACAAUUUAUGAUAUUGACCCAAAGUUGGAGAAAUUCAAUAACUCGGUUUCCAUCUGUACCCAUGAAGAGGCAAAAAUCGUUGGAUAUGCUUAGAUGACCAUCGAACUGGUUCGAAAACCAGUCAAUGUGCAAAGAAAUUGGAUUCCCCGAAAAGGGGAGUUCAAAAACAAAUUCCUUAUAUCUGCUUAUGACAUUAGCUUGAAGGUUGAUAAGAGGAUUGCAAGAAAUGAAUUGCACAACCAUUACAAGGAGUUGAUGGCUAAGUUCACUGCAAUGAGAGCUAUGCCUGAGGCUUUAAGAACAACCAAUCCACAACCCUCUCUCCCGAAGCCGCCAAAGGAAUCCGCCACGGUGACGGAGGGUAUUGAAGAGGCCCUGAGCCAUGACGAGGCUCGGGUGCUGCUGGAAAAGAGGAAGGAAAUUUCUUCCCCUGAUGAAUUGUCAAGCAGGGCUGAACCCGCUACAAAGAAGAGGAAGAAGGUCAAGGCCAAAACUGCUGAACCCACACUGGAAAUCCCGAUAGUUUUUGAAGAUGAAAAUGAAGAUGAGGUAUCUUCUGAGUGUAUUGAAGCUAUUUAUGAUGAUGUUCCCAUACAGUAAAGCGUGCAUGGCAUCAAGAUCAAGUAUGUUUCAUCUGCCGGUUCUGCACCCGUUUUGGAGAAACCUUCCUCGUCGGACAGGAAGGGUAAAAGGAUCCUCGAAGAAGAGGCCGAGGUUACACUAGGAACAUUAGGACUCACAAGCCCGAUGUUCCCUUUGUAAACCUGAGCCAUCAAGACAUCGUUGUGCGCUUCAACAAGGCAACUCGAUGCUGAUUAAUUAAAGCCGAUAUAGAGUACCUCGACUGUCGACUCUAUAGAUCCGGCUCUAAGGAUGGAGCAAGCUCAAAAGACGCUGGUUGAGGUACAUCUUGAUCUCUCGGUUUUCUUCAUUUAUUCAGAUAGUAAGCUAAUCUUGGUAAUUUUAGGGCUGCUGAGGAUGAUCUUUGGGACAGCCAAGGUGCAGCAGAAUGAGGUUCACCAAAAAACAAUCCGAACUCUAACUUCCCGGAUUGUUGAGCAAAAUGAUAAAAUCACUAAAAUGACACGAAAGUCGGAGGGACAUUCACAGGUUGUCAAAAAAGCUUCAAGGCAAGUUGGACAAAUGCAAGGAGCUCUCGGAACGCCUUGAACUUGCUGAGAGGUAGAGAUUGCGAUUAUAAGAAGUGCUGCAGAAUGCUGGAAUGAUUCUUAAAGACUCGGCAUGAAUCGCAGUCAACAUCGCUCAUGAUGUUGCGAUCUUGUAAGAUGAACAGGACCAAGAAGUAGUUAAAUCUAACCAUCUCACUCAGCUUCUUGACGAUGAAAAAGAUAAGAUGAGGAAGGUGUUGGAGGCAGUAAAAGUUCAAAAGUUGCAUACGGGUAGGCGUAGCAGGAUCGCCAAAGAUUGGCUAGCCUCCGAUGAUGGCAGUGAAUUUAUGAGAAAUGGUCAACAAUGGAAUUCUUCUGGAGGCUAAAGCACAUAUGUUGGCUGCUACGGAGCUUGGCUAUGACGUGGAGAAACUUGCCUCCCUAGCUAAGGAGAAAAAAAGGGCCGAUGCUUUUUCUGAUCUGACGCACGUUUUUUCUUAGGAAUCAGCAACGAUGAACGACGCGUCUUGGGAUGCCGAUGAGCAAAAGCGGUGGUUCGAGAAGGUUGACGCUGAAAAAGAAAAGCAAGCCUUGGAAUUGGAUUUUGAUUUAAUAUCUUUUGAGGCUCCAGAUGUGUCUGUAGCUUCUGGGAGGAACACUUUCUCUGCUUUGGAGAUGAAGUGUUUCGACUUGACUAAUGCACUGACGGUCACAAAACAAACCUUCUCAGACCAAGCCAUAUGGAAUUGGAUGCUCGCAAAACUUUGAUGAUUGAUCUUGAUGAAUUGCUUCGCUUCACACCGUCCCCUCAAUGCAAAUUUCCAACUCCAGAAUCAUGCGCCGAUGAGGCAGCUCAACCUUAAUUUCUAAUGAACAUUCGCGGGCCUUAGUGCCUUGUAUUGAACAACUAAAAUUUUUUGAUGGUUGGCCUUUGCGCCAUGUAAUUAACAAUUUAUUUUAAGCGAGAUGUUUUAUACACCUUGCUAGUUUUGAAAUGUCUACUAUAUAGGGAUGUUAAGC
Amaranthus tricolor (Joseph's coat) is the source of this 3975-nucleotide messenger RNA. RefSeq lists its product as uncharacterized. The transcript has 3 exons. The record is from RefSeq and is a predicted model, not a curated record. Bases 1940 to 2446 code for a protein of 168 amino acids. Lineage: Eukaryota; Viridiplantae; Streptophyta; Magnoliopsida; Caryophyllales; Amaranthaceae.